ACGGGCAUCGUUAGUGUCGCAUGGUUUGAGCGUCAUCAGCAGCUGGCGUACAUCAGUGGCGCACGUUGCAAUUGUGAAAUUUUGAUUUACGGUUUUAAAUAUUAAAUUCCCAUGGCGAAUGGUGCAGAAGAAGUUAUAUUUUGUCGUGGGACGGGUGAAAGUGAUGAUUCUGACAUUUGGGAUGAUACAGCUUUAAUUAAAGCAUAUGAUAAAGCGGUUGCGUCGUUCAAGAUUGCACUGAAAGGAGAGGAUAAUGUGACACCACACGAAAAAGAUAACCCUGGGAAGAAGCGGAAAAACAACAAAAAGAGUAAAAGCAGAAAAAGAUGUAACGCAGCACCUGAUAAAGAGUGGCAAGUUGGGGACUCCUGUUAUGCGUUCUGGUCUGAAGAUGGCAACUUGUAUGCUGCUACGAUUUCCUCAAUCGACCAGGAGAAGGGCACCUGUGUGGUCUGUUAUACUGAGUAUGGUAAUGAGGAAGAGCAGAACCUCAGUGAACUUCUGACAGAGGCUUCAGAUUUGGAUGAAGACGGUCAAAAAAACAGCCAGGUCAAAGAGGCUGGGUCUUCGACAGAGGAGAGUGAUCGAUCUUUUACCCCACAGCAGUCCGGUCAUCAGAAGCACAAAUCUAAAGGCAGAUCUCCCAUGGGACCUCCAACAUGGGUUCCUGGUUUCCCACCUGGACCCCCACCAGGACCUCAUUUCCAAAAGAUGGAUGGUAGACGAUCAGAAGGUCCUGGACCUUUCUUCCCUGGAUGGCCUCCCAUGAUUCCACCCGGUCCCCCAAUGAUCCCGCCACCUCCACCGAUGAGUCCAGACUCUCUAGAGGAUGAUGAAGCUUUGGGCAGUAUGCUUAUUUCCUGGUACAUGAGUGGCUAUCACACGGGAUACUAUCUGGGUUUAAAACAAGGUCGUAGAGAGGCUGCUGCAUCUAAGAAGUCACAUCGGAAAUAAAGACCCAGCAGUUGGUUUUUUGUUGAGCGGGAUAUGAACAUGAUGCUGCAGCAGACUUGAUUCCGUGUUCUAUUUUGUAUUGUUUGUAAAUAAAUGAAUUAAAAGUAAUUGUGCUCUUUUC
This is a messenger RNA of Cyprinus carpio (common carp), 1075 nucleotides long. RefSeq names its product survival motor neuron protein 1. Gene Ontology annotation, biological process: mRNA processing. The record is from RefSeq and is a predicted model, not a curated record. The transcript has 9 exons. The coding region runs from base 112 to 954 and encodes 280 amino acids. Gene Ontology annotation, cellular component: cytoplasm; nucleus. Lineage: Eukaryota; Metazoa; Chordata; Actinopteri; Cypriniformes; Cyprinidae. Gene Ontology annotation, molecular function: RNA binding.